This is a messenger RNA of Papaver somniferum (opium poppy), 1026 nucleotides long. RefSeq names its product putative E3 ubiquitin-protein ligase LIN-1. Bases 63 to 935 code for a protein of 290 amino acids. NCBI's taxonomy places the organism in Eukaryota, Viridiplantae, Streptophyta, Magnoliopsida, Ranunculales, Papaveraceae. The transcript is spliced from 5 exons. The record is from RefSeq and is a predicted model, not a curated record.
UUAACAAGGCGUGUCUUUCAGAGCUCCUUUACAACAAGCAAGUUAGGUCAAAAACAAAUGGAAUGCUGCUGCUAACUGAACUGAUUUGCCUAAACAGGAGAACAGAGAUAACAGCUUUCCUCGGUAGCUUGAAGAAAGAGGGAACCAUGAACAUCAUGCAUGUUUUGCUUGUGUACCUUCAGUGCUGCUUGCCUGAUCAAAAACCUCUGGCUGCUGUGCUUCUGUUGCAUUUAGAUCUUAUGGUAGCACCUCAAAAACAUAGCGUAUACAGGGAGGAGGCUGUUGAUAGUAUUGCAGUGGCUUUAAAGAGCAGCUUAACGAACGAAAAAAUUCGAAACAACUGUUGCAAAGCUCUUUUGAUUUUAGGUGGGAAAUUCUCUCUUUCUGGAGAGUUAUUGACAGAAAGUUGGUGCCUAAGGCAAGCAGGAUUCUACGAUCAAGACUCCAAAACCAACUCUCUUGGCAAUGUUGAAGAUUGUCUCUCAAAAGAGAAAACUAUACCAUUGGAAGAAGACGAACUAAAGACAACAGAAGACUGGUGGAAGAAUUUGGCAUCAUUACUACUUGGCAAUGGCAACAAGUCAUUUCUGGAGAUCAUUUCCAAAUGUUUGGGGUCUAAAAAUUUGUAUCUGGUGAGAACAUGUCUGAUCACUGUAACGUGGAUGAGCCAUGCACUUGGUUUACUGCCAGACAUAGACUUUCAUCUCGCUGCAUUUUCAGCCCUCCUCCCUCAGCUGAAACAGAUACUGUUGAAUGACGGGAGUAUUGAACACAAAGUUCUUGCUUCCACAUCUCUACUUAAUUUCACCAAAAUUACAGAAUGUCGGAUGCUACUGAUGACAAUUGGAGAAGAGAUUUUGGUUCCACUACAGAGUCUUGCAGGAGUGACUUGGACUUCUAAACAACUCUUUCAAAUUAUUUCAGGGGAAAGCUAAUAGCUUUCAUGGGAAAAAGAAUUCUAAGGAGAGUUCCUUUCUUGUAACACUACUUCUAUAUAUGGUCUGAAAAUCUGUAUUAUGAUUAAAU